Molecule: messenger RNA, 1658 nt
Organism: Nanorana parkeri
Lineage: Eukaryota; Metazoa; Chordata; Amphibia; Anura; Dicroglossidae
Product: G-protein coupled receptor 12
Exons: 2
Coding region: 329-1327 (332 amino acids)
Biological process (GO): G protein-coupled receptor signaling pathway
Cellular component (GO): membrane
Molecular function (GO): G protein-coupled receptor activity
Source: RefSeq, a predicted model, not a curated record
ACUGCGGUGGACCCACGCGAACGCGACACUGGCGAGGCCGCGCACCGAGGGCGCGCAGGGUCCCCGCGCCCGCGCUUCUCUCCUUUUCUGCCUCUUGAAGGCAGCCAGCAGCCGCGAUCCCCGCUAUGUGCGGCCGGCGAGCAGUCUCAACUGACAGCCCGACCCCCAUUGUAGUUCCACCUGCAGCCCCCCGCCUGCAGGAAACCCCGAGGUGUCCAUCCCCAGCCCUGCAGGACGAAAGGAUGCAGGGCGAACAGGCAACCUGUACCAUCUCAGGACCAUAAGACAUCAUCGGCCAGGGCUCAGGCGACAAGAUCUCAAGGUUAAAAUGAAUGAAGAUACGAAGGUUAAUAUAAGCUGGUUGCCUCAGGAUCAUAUAGAUGCCAGUCCUCCGGAGAAUAUCUCAGCGGCAGACUCCUCCCUAAUUCCUGUGCUGGAGCCAGAGCUCAUAGUAAACCCGUGGGAUAUUGUUCUGUGUAUAUCGGGAACCCUGAUCUCAUGCGAAAAUGCUAUAGUGGUCCUCAUCAUCUUCCACAAUCCGAGCCUGCGAGCUCCUAUGUUCCUCCUCAUCGGCAGCUUGGCGCUGGCAGACCUCUUGGCAGGGGUCGGACUCAUUAUCAAUUUCAUCUUUGCCUAUCUCCUUCAGUCGGAGGCUGCCAAGCUGGUCACAGUGGGACUGAUUGCUGCCUCUUUUUGUGCCUCGGUGUGCAGCUUGCUGGCGAUCACCGUCGACCGUUACUUGUCUCUUUACUACGCUUUGACGUACAACUCGGAAAGAACAGUCACCUUCACCUACGUCAUGCUUAUUUUCCUGUGGGGAGCGUCGACGUGCAUCGGACUUUUGCCUAUCAUGGGUUGGAAUUGCCUUAAGGACGAGUCGACGUGUAGCGUCAUCCGGCCACUGACCAAAAACAAUGCCGCCGCCCUUUCAGUUUCCUUUCUGCUCAUGUUUGCACUCAUGCUUCAGCUGUACAUUCAGAUCUGCAAAAUCGUCAUGAGGCACGCUCAUCAGAUUGCCUUACAGCACCAUUUCCUGGCCACGUCGCACUACGUCACCACCCGGAAAGGAGUGUCCACUUUGGCCAUCAUACUCGGGACGUUCGCCGCCUGCUGGAUGCCUUUCACCCUUUAUUCUUUAAUAGCAGAUUACACCUACCCUUCCAUCUACACUUAUGCCACGCUUCUGCCGGCCACGUACAACUCCGUCAUCAACCCAGUCAUCUACGCCUUCCGGAACCAGGAAAUCCAGAAAGCCCUGUGGCUGAUUUGCUGCGGAUGCAUCCCCGCCAGCGUCUCUCAGAGAGCCAGAUCGCCGAGUGACGUUUGAUUAUAUAUAUAUCUGCAUAAAGCCGAGAGUGGUUGGUGUUCACUUGCCAGGUGGAGUGUUCGUUUGAAGUAAAUUCUAAAAAAAGAAAAAUCAGUAGGAUUAUGAUCCGCUGGGGGAAGUAAUGUGCUCGAUAACAUUUGGACAUGGCAUUAACAUGAUCAAUCCAUUUCAUAAAUGGAGUUCAAUGUAUUUAUAAAGUCAAAGCGCUACUGUGCAAUAUCUAUUUAGAAUUUCAAAAUAAGAGCUAAUGUUGUAAACUGUCAUUCUACUCAGGUUAUGUGGUGUUCAGAGUGAUUCAGUAUAGAGCCUUUAUUUCAUAACACGGGGCUAA